This is a messenger RNA of Syzygium oleosum, 1519 nucleotides long. RefSeq lists its product as uncharacterized. The coding region runs from base 203 to 1408 and encodes 401 amino acids. The record is from RefSeq and is a predicted model, not a curated record. Lineage: Eukaryota; Viridiplantae; Streptophyta; Magnoliopsida; Myrtales; Myrtaceae. The transcript has a single exon.
AAAGAUGAGGACAGCUCGAGGAGGAGGGCUCGAUCCACAUCCCCACAAGCCAAAGCCCAUUUUACCUUCUCGGUUCCCUCGCUGACUGAUCAGUAGUUACCUGCAAUCAUCCCCUUCGUUCCCACCACCUGCCCGAUGGGUUUCGUCGGAUCGAUGUUGAGCUCGCCGUGAAGCUGGCAAGUCUUGCCUCUCAGGAGAACACAUGGAGACCACCUGGAUGCUUCUUCACUCGAGAACUGUCCCGGUCGGGUUGGGUUUCAACCUGCAAAGGGCGCGCUCUCGCGGGCAUUUCAUCAAACACCCGCAGUGCGGCGAACGCGAGAGCGGUUUUCGCCUCGACCGGACCGUCAAUAAUUCCUCCCAAAGCUCGUUCCUUUAUCCGAAGGUGUCGAGUGUUUCGUUAUCAUCGGCAAAGACGGCGAGAACCCAUCUGUUGCCUCCUCUCAAAUGCUCAUACUCAAGCAAUGCAGCUGCAGAAUCUCGAAACCCCAUUACGAAACUCUUCAAGAACUCGUCGCUCGAUGCGGUGAAAGAAAAGCUUGUUCAGUUAACGCCUAUAGAUGUCGUCAAGCUGUCUGGGAUUCUGUCCAUUUCAAUUGCGACGGCGAAGUGGACGGCCCGUUCGCUGUUGAACCCUUUCUUCUGGAUGUAUUUUAGCUGGAGUUGGUUGUUUUGGCCCUGGACUGUAGCCAUAGCUUCGGCGAUUUAUGGAUUAUAUUGUCUCCGUAAGCAUUUACAGGGCGAAGCUAAAAUCUUUGAGCAGCUUGCUGUGGUCACUUCAGCGUUUACUUGGCUCACCCUUGUCCCUCCCGCUCACUUCAAUGGUUAUCUCGAAGGUUGGCCUUUUGUUUUUUUCUUCGUGUACCAUUAUUUCUUUUUCUUCAAUGUCAGUGUGAGAAGAAGACUAUAUGGCGAUUACUAUGCUCGCCCACAUGAUCCCAAGUGGGAUAUUGACCCACCUAAAUGGCUGCGCCUCUUAUUUUGUGCUGGAGUCAUGGUUGGUCACUGGCUUGCCGCCUUUGAAGGGCCGGAGCUCCACCGCAUCCCAGGUGGAUGGAGCAAUGUAGGGGUGUGGGUCUUGAUAUUGAUAACUAUCUCGAUGCAUUACAAUUCCACAUUGUAUCUCGCGAAAUAUUCAGAGAAGGUGGUCGUGCCGACUGCAGUUGUCCAGUUUGGACCAUAUCGGUGGGUUCGUCAUCCCAUUUACGCAUCUACAAUACUUCUGUUUGCCACAUAUUGUAUUGCACUUCGGGCUCCUUUGAGCUUGCUGUUUGUUGUUGCUGUAUGCUUGUUGUAUUAUCAGCAGAAGGCAAAACUGGAGGAGGCGGUGAUGGUUGAGACGUUCGGGGAAGGAUAUUUGGAGUAUGCUGGUAGAGUCAAGUACAAAUUCAUUCCUUUGGUAUACUAGGGUGUCAUGGGUAUGCUGCAGUUAUCUCUUGUGAAUUAUUUAGGUAUUGAAAUCUAUUUUAUGACCUUGAGGUGGAAGUUAUUAUAAUUAUCAUAAUUGUCUCUGUUGCAA